AUGGCAUUAACCGCUUCUCCGGCGACGGCGUCCUCGCUACAAGCUAACAGCAACGGCGUAACGGCAAGAGUCAAGGCCGCUGCUGUGCCGAGAGAUACAGAGUCAAAUGGCACGGCCAAUGGCGAGUCCAACGAUGCCUCCGCUCCUACCAACACGAUUGAAGCGCAAGCGAAAUAUCGCGACUUUUUCUGGACAUACACCGAAGAGCCGCACCGCUCACGGCGACUCGCCAUCAUCAAGGCACAUCCAGAGGUCACCAAGUUGUGCGGUCCCGAGCCUCUGACCAAAUACCUUGUUGUUGGUGUGGUGUCCUUGCAGGUUGGUCUUGGUAUUGCCCUUGCCAAAGCGGGCUACGGCUUCUUCUCAUGGCCGUUCUGGGCCGUUGCGUACGUCUUUGGUGCAACGGCCAACCAGAACCUGUUCCUGGCCAUCCACGAGAUCUCUCACAACCUUGCUUUCCGCUCGCCAUUGGCCAACCGCCUACUCGCGAUCGUGGCCAACCUCCCGAUCGGCAUCCCCUACAGCGCGUCCUUCCGCCCCUACCACCUGACGCACCACAAGUCGCUCGGCGUUGACGGCCUCGACACGGACUUGCCGACCGCUGCUGAGGCUUUCGUUCUCGACUCGAUCCUUGGCAAGGCCUUUUUCUGCACCUUCCAAAUCUUCUUCUAUGCCCUUCGUCCUAUGGCGGUCAUGCGCAUUCCCUUCACUAAAAUCCACGCUCUGAACGUCGCAGCUCAGGCCAUCUUUGACUACGUCCUUGUCAAGUCCUUUGGCAUGCAGCCGCUCCUCUACCUCCUUCUGUCGUCGUUCCUCGCCGGGUCGCUGCACCCGCUGGCCGGCCACUUCAUUGCCGAGCACUAUGUCUACGACACCGUCACGCCGGAAGCCAGUGACCCGUCCAACGGGAUCCCCAUCCCUGAGACCUACAGCUACUACGGGCCUUUGAACAUUUUCGCGUACAAUGUCGGCUAUCACAAUGAGCAUCACGACUUCCCCGCGGUGCCAUGGACGCGGCUGGAGCGGCUGCGGGCCAUGGCGCCCGACUUCUACGACAACCUGCCUCACCAUGUCAGCUGGACGUACGUGAUUUGGCGUUUCAUCUGGGACGACACUGUCGGGCUGCGGUGCCGUGUGAAGCGCAAGACGGGUGGCCGACUGGUGGGCGGUGCCAAGAUUGCGGAGUGGACAGAGACCGAGGUACAGGCGUAA
Molecule: messenger RNA, 1212 nt
Organism: Sporothrix brasiliensis 5110
Lineage: Eukaryota; Fungi; Ascomycota; Sordariomycetes; Ophiostomatales; Ophiostomataceae
Product: sphingolipid delta-4 desaturase
Exons: 1
Coding region: 1-1212 (403 amino acids)
Biological process (GO): ceramide biosynthetic process
Cellular component (GO): membrane
Molecular function (GO): sphingolipid delta-4 desaturase activity
Source: RefSeq, a predicted model, not a curated record